AUGGCCGCGGAACCAGCCAACCUGCCCGAGGGCAUCAUUUCCCUCUUAGAUACCGAUCUCUACAAGCUGACUAUGCAAUGUUGCAUACUCAAGUUCUUCCCAGAUGUCUCAGUCACCUACGGCUUCACAAACCGCACGCCCGACAAGAAGCUGAAUCGCGCAGCCUUCAAGUGGUUACAAGCGCAAGUAGAUAAACUCGAGAAUAUAACCGUGUCCGAUGCCGAAAUCGCCUUCCUCAAGAACACCUGCCCCUACCUGAACGCGCAAUACCUCCACUUCCUCUCCACGUUCCGCCUCAAGCCCUCCAAACAACUGAAGCUAUCCUUCCAACCCGCGAACGACACUGGGUCAGACAGCGACAGCGGCGAUUUCCACAUCCAUACCGAGGGUCUUUGGCUAGAUACCAUCCUGUAUGAAAUCCCGUUACUCGCGCUGGUCAGCGAGGCAUACUUCAAAUUCGUCGAGACAGACUGGAGCCAUGAGGGCCAAGUCGAAAAGGCAUACCAGAAGGGGCGGAGUCUGCUGGAAGGAGGAUGCAUCUUCUCCGAGUUUGGCUCGCGGAGACGUCGCGACUACCACACUCAGGAUCUAGUGCUGCAGGGCUUGCGCCGGGCAGCUGACGAGGGCGACAAGGCAGGGUGGAAAGGCAAACUCUCAGGGACAAGCAAUGUCCAUUUCGCCAUGAAGCACGGCCUCGUUCCUGUGGGCACCGUCGCGCACGAGUGGUUCAUGGGUGUGGCUGCCAUUACCAACAACUACGAGAGCGCAAACGAGAUUGCCCUGGAAUACUGGACAGCGACGUUUGGCGCAGGCGUCUUGAGCAUCGCACUCACGGAUACCUUCGGCACACCGACCUUCCUGAGAGCCUUCAAGAAGCAGAUUCCUCGCGUUACCACGGCUAUCCCAGGCGGUGGCACAACGCUGGCGUCAGCUGGCCAAACCACCAACAACGAUGCCGUGGAGACAAUGGCGUCAACCAACCCGCCGAUCCAAGCACCAUACGAUGGAAAUUUAGGAUCGAGACAGACUUAUGCCGAGGUUUUCGCAGGUGUGCGACAGGACUCUGGAGACCCGUUGGAGUUCAUCAAGAUGAUGCGCGACUUCUACGACCAGGAAGGCAUCAAGGAUAAAAAGACCAUCGUAUUCUCCGACUCUUUGAACCUUGAGCUGUGCUUCAAAUACAAGGCUGCUGCAGAAGCAGCAGGGUUCCAGCCCACUUUCGGUGUUGGAACAUUCCUGACAAAUGAUUUUGUCGAGCAAACAACAGGCAACAAGUCUGUGCCCCUCAACAUUGUGAUCAAGAUCGCGUCCGCUGCGGGGCGUUACGCCGUCAAGAUUAGCGACAACAUUGGCAAGAACACAGGAGACAAGGCGACAGUAGAUGAAGUUAAGCAGCGACUAGGCUACCAGGAGAAGUCGUGGGCUGGGGGUGAUGAGAAGACGCGCUGGGGGACUGCAGGCGCGCCAGCCACUUAG
Messenger RNA from Alternaria incomplexa, 1476 nucleotides. RefSeq lists its product as uncharacterized. The coding region runs from base 1 to 1476 and encodes 491 amino acids. The record is from RefSeq and is a predicted model, not a curated record. Gene Ontology annotation, biological process: NAD+ biosynthetic process. Gene Ontology annotation, molecular function: nicotinate phosphoribosyltransferase activity. NCBI's taxonomy places the organism in Eukaryota, Fungi, Ascomycota, Dothideomycetes, Pleosporales, Pleosporaceae. The transcript has 3 exons.